Molecule: messenger RNA, 680 nt
Organism: Ilex paraguariensis (yerba mate)
Lineage: Eukaryota; Viridiplantae; Streptophyta; Magnoliopsida; Aquifoliales; Aquifoliaceae
Source: the annotation of a GenBank genome assembly
AAUCCCAAACCUUUACUAAAGCUUAAAUUCAAGAAUCCCUCUAGUGAGAACCAAAGUUCCUGCCCUCCUGGGGAGGAUGAGAAAGGAUUUGCUAAGGAACUAAGGUCAAAAAGAAAGAGACCUGCCUUCACGGAGAAAACAUCAGCCAAGGAAGAUGAAGAUCCGUCAAAAUGGUAUGAAAACUCAAUGAAUGAUAUCAUGGAUGUUAAUUGGAUACUGCAAAAACUGGGUAAAGAUGCAAUUGGAAAGAGAGUAGAAGUUCAUCAGUCAUCUGACAACUCCUGGCGCAGGGAACAGUAACUGAUGUCUUUGAAGGCACUUCAAUCGUAUCUGUCGUUCUAGAUGAUGGAACGACCAAGAAUUUGGAAUUUGGGAAGCAGGGAAUUCGCUUUGUUUUUCAGAAGCGAAGGCAGUAAAAAUCAUAAAGCUUAAAGCUAUUCAGUAAAGACAAUCAUAUCAUUUGAGACGUUCCAUUUUUACAGCAGUGGAGCGAACCAAUAGUAUCAUGGUUGAUUUCAAUCUCUGGAUGUUCUGAGGCUGUAAGAAAUCAAAGGUUUUCUUGCUUUGCUUGCUCAGAGAUUCAGCUUGCUCUUCACCUUAGCAUUGUGGCCAAUUGGUUUUUGUUAACACAUGAGGAGCUAAUGAUAUCCAAUCAUGUUUAUGCCAAUGGCAGGUUUUCC